Molecule: messenger RNA, 680 nt
Organism: Vicia villosa (hairy vetch)
Lineage: Eukaryota; Viridiplantae; Streptophyta; Magnoliopsida; Fabales; Fabaceae
Exons: 2
Coding region: 137-403 (88 amino acids)
Source: RefSeq, a predicted model, not a curated record
ACCUCACCUCAGAUAUAGCACUUCCUCGUUCUCUUUCUUCACUUCCUCCCAAUCCCAACCCAACUGUGUAAAAUUAAAAGCGAUUCAUAAUCGAUUUAGGGUUUCGAUUUUGGAAUUUCGGAACAACAACCAAAAAAUGGGAGGUGGUGCAGCAGAUCACGGAAAUGGCGGCAAUGGAGAUUUCAGAUACAAGGUUUGGAGUAUGACCGGUGGCCCUCACUGUCGCCCUAAACACUGGAAACGCAACACCGCCAUCGCCAUGUUCGGCGUCUUCCUUGUCUGUAUCCCAAUCUUCAAACUUUCCGCUAAACUCGAGCAACGACCACAUCACCCGGUUCGCCCAAUCCCUUCCCAAAUGUGGUGCAAGAACUUCGGAACCAAAGACUACAAAGAAUAUGAAUAAUCGAGGACUAUCAAUUACAUCACUGGUGUGGGUGUUCUAAUCUUGUCAAACAAAAUUUCCUUGUUAUGAACAGCAUGAAAGAGUUUUGCUGCUGUUAAUGUUAUGCAAAACUUGGGUCUAGGAUCAUUGUAAUAGAAAUCCUUUUCUUUUUUGGCUACAUUUACUUUCAUUUGAAAACUUAAGAAAUUUUAAAUAAGCUGCUCAUGCUUGGGUUCUGUGGAGAGCUUGUUCAAACUGGCACUACUGUUUACUAUAUAGUAAUUGAUGCUUUUAUCGA